This is a messenger RNA of Talpa occidentalis (Iberian mole), 3904 nucleotides long. It is a transcript of the gene LLGL2, whose product is annotated as LLGL scribble cell polarity complex component 2. NCBI's taxonomy places the organism in Eukaryota, Metazoa, Chordata, Mammalia, Eulipotyphla, Talpidae. The record is from RefSeq and is a predicted model, not a curated record. Gene Ontology annotation, biological process: cortical actin cytoskeleton organization; establishment of spindle orientation; regulation of protein secretion. The transcript has 26 exons. The coding region runs from base 314 to 3379 and encodes 1021 amino acids. Gene Ontology annotation, cellular component: cortical actin cytoskeleton; plasma membrane; cytoplasm. Gene Ontology annotation, molecular function: GTPase activator activity; myosin II binding.
UGAGCGAGUGAGCGCUGGAACUGCUCGCCUCUCCCCUGCCCCCAUCCGGGAGCCACGUGGGAGCCCAGGUGGAAGCCUUUGCUUCUCCACCUUCCAACUGGCCCUGCAGGAGCCCUGUGAAGUUUCCCUUUCUGUUUAGCCAGAGUUUUAUGGUUUUUCAGAAAACAGGUUAACAAUUAAGCUAAUUAACCUCAGAGCCCCUGGCCCUCUUGUUCCUAUAAAGCCAGGUUAAAUGGCUUCUGCCCCCAGCCUCUCCUGCGGCCUUUGAGGCCAACGCUGGCCAGAGCCUCCAGGGGGCUGCAAACCCAGCAAGAUGAGGCGGUUCCUGAGGUCGGGACUUGACCCUGUGCGGGAGCGGCUCAAGCGGGACCUCUUCCAGUUCAACAAGACAGUAGAGCAUGGCUUCCCGCACCAGCCCAGUGCCCUUGGCUACAGCCCCACGCUGCACCUCCUGGCCAUCGGCACACGCUCUGGAGCAGUCAAACUCUACGGCGCCCCGGGGGUGGAGUUCAUGGGGCUGCACCGGGAGAACAACGCCGUGGUGCAGAUCUACUUCCUGCCUGGCCAGUGCCAGCUGAUCACGCUGCUGGAUGACAACAGCCUGCACCUGUGGAGCCUGAAGGUCCGAGGUGGGGUGUCGGAGCUGCAGGAAGACGAGUGCUUCACGCUGCGAGGCCCCCCCGGGGCUGCCCCCAGCGCCACGCAGAUCACAGUGGCCCUGCCACACUCCUCCCGAGAGCUGCUCUACCUGGGCACCGAGAGCGGCAACGUGUUCGUGGUGCAGCUGCCCACCUUCCACACGCUGGAGGAGUGCGCCAUCAGCUCGGACUCAGUGCUGCAGCGGUUGCCCGAGGAGGCCCGCCACCGGCGGGUGUUUGAGAUGGUGGAGGCUCUGCAGGAACACCCUCGGGACCCCAACCAGAUCCUCAUCGGCUACAGCCGGGGCCUCAUUGUGGUCUGGGACCUGCAGGGCAGCCUCGUGCUCUGCCACUUCCUCAGCAGCCAGCAGCUGGAGAGCGUGAGCUGGCAGCGGGAUGGCCGCCUGAUUGUCAGCUGCCAUUCCGACGGCAGCUACUGCCAGUGGCCUGUGUCCAGGGACGCCCAGCCUCUGGAGCCCCUGCGCAGCUGCAUGCCUUACGGUCCUUUUCCUUGCAAAGCUAUUACCAAAGUCUUCUGGCUGACCACCAAGCAGGGGUUGCCCUUCACCAUCUUCCAGGGCGGCAUGCCCCGGGCCAGCUACGGGGACCGCCACUGCAUCUCGGUGGUGCACGACAGCCGGCACACUGCCUUCGACUUCACCUCCCGCGUCAUCGACUUCACUGUGCUCUCCGAGGAGGACCCCGCCGCUGCCUUUGAUGACCCUUACGCCCUGGUGGUGCUGGCCGAGGAGGAGCUGGUGGUGAUUGACCUGCAGACGGCGGGCUGGCCGCCGGUCCAGCCGCCCUACCUGGCCUCCCUGCACUGCUCGGCCAUCACUUGCUCCCACCACGUCUCCAACAUCCCCCUGAAGCUGUGGGAGCGGGUCAUCGCCGCCGGCAGCCGGCAGAACAUGCACUUCUCCACCAUGGAGUGGCCCAUUGAUGGCGGCGCCAGCCUGGCCCCGGCCCCGCCCCAGAGGGACCUGCUGCUCACGGGGCACGAGGAUGGCACAGUACGCUUCUGGGACGCUUCAGGGGUCUGCUUGCGGCUGCUUUACAAACUCAGCACGGUGCGGGUGUUCCUCACUGACACCGACCCCGGCGAGAGCCUCAACGCCCAGGGCGAGGACGACUGGCCCCCGCUCCGGAAGGUCGGUUCCUUUGACCCCUACAGCGACGACCCCCGGCUGGGUAUCCAGAAGAUUUUCCUCUGCAAAUACAGUGGCUACCUGGCUGUGGCAGGCACUGCAGGGCAGGUGCUGGUGAUGGAACUGAAUGACGAGGAGGCAGAGCACGCCGUGGAGCAGGUGGAGGCCGACCUGCUGCGGGACCAGGAGGGCUACCGCUGGAAGGGGCAUGAGCGCCUGUGUGCCCGCCCCGGCCCUGUGCGCUUUGAGCCCGGCUUCCAGCCCUUCGUGCUGGUGCAGUGUCAGCCCCCAGCGGUGGUCACCUCCCUGGCCCUGCACUCCGAGUGGCGGCUCGUGGCCUUCGGCACCAGCCACGGCUUUGGCCUCUUUGACCACCAGCAACGGCGGCAGGUCUUUGUCAAGUGCACCCUGCACCCCAGUGACCAGCUCGCCCUGGAGGGUCCGCUGUCCCGAGUGAAGUCCCUGAAGAAGUCCCUGCGCCAGUCCUUCCGCCGGAUACGACGCAGCCGGGUGUCCAGCCGGAAGCGGCGACCAGCUGGAUCCUCAGGAGAGGUGCCAGAGGGGAGUGCCAGGGCAGAACGGACGGGCCUGCAGAACAUGGAGCUGGCACCCGUGCAGCGCAAGAUCGAGGCCCGCUCAGCAGAGGACUCCUUCACUGGCUUUGUCCGGACCCUCUACUUUGCCGACACCUAUCUGAGAGACAGCUCCCGCCACUGCCCCUCUCUAUGGGCCGGCACCAACGGGGGCACCGUCUACGCCUUCUCCCUGCGGGUGCCCCCUGCUGAACGGAGAAUGGAUGAGCCGGUGCGGGCCGAGCAGGCCAAGGAAAUUCAGCUGAUGCACCGAGCGCCUGUGGUGGGCAUCCUGGUGCUGGAUGGGCGCAGUGUGCCCCUCCCUGAGCCCCUGGAGGUGGCACAUGACCUGUCGAAAAGCCCAGACAUGCAGGGAAGCCACCAGCUGCUUGUCGUGUCAGAGGAGCAGUUCAAGGUGUUCACACUGCCCAAGGUGAGUGCCAAGCUGAAGCUGAAGCUGACUGCCUUGGAGGGCUCACGGGUACGGCGGGUCAGCGUGGCCCACUUCGGCAGCUGUCGGGCCGAGGACUACGGGGAGCAUCACCUGGCGGUCCUCACCAACCUGGGCGAUGUCCAGGUGGUCUCGCUGCCCCUGCUCAAGCCCCAGGUGCGUUACAGCUGCAUCCGCCGGGAGGACGUCAGCGGCAUCGCCUCCUGCGUCUUCACCAAAUACGGCCAAGGUUUCUACCUGAUCUCCCCCUCGGAGUUUGAGCGCUUUUCUCUCUCCACCAAAUGGCUGGUUGAGCCCCGGUGUCUGGUGGAUUCAGAGUCCAAGAAGCAUAACCGGCCACGCAACGGCUCAGGUCCGGGGAAGGCCUUGGGCCGAACCAGGAACUCAGGGAGCCAGAGUGAUGGAGAGGAGCGGAGGCCCGGCCCUGUGAUGGAGCACGCCCUGCUCAAUGACGAGAGGGUCCUGAAGGAAAUCCAGAGCACGCUGGAGGGGGACCGCAGGAGCUGUAGCGACUGGCGUUCUCCGAGAGCGACCACGGGGUACAGCCUGAGCAAUGGAGGAGCAGAGUGAGCAUUCGUGCCCGCACCCGCGCCGCGCGGUGGACACACACUACCGAGGGCCGGCCCGCUGAGGGGCCCGCGCGCUGGCCUGGGCAGGGGCUGGGGUCCGGCUUCCACGCCACUGCUGCUCCCGGCCUGGGGGAGGGGGCCCGGCCUGGGCCUCGCCUGUCUCGGUCCUCUCGUCAGUGUUGCACAGUUUUCCUCCCCGCCCCCCUAUUCUGCAGAGGGCUGGGUUUUAAAUUAUAAAUUUUAUCUGCCUCUGGGUGAGUUUUUAAUAAACACCUUAUUACCUCUUCACUGGACUGUUCCAACAACUGAUUUUUUUAAUGGUGCAGUUUCCCACCUAACUGGAAACAGUCGUUAGCUGUUCCCCGCCUGAGCCCGGGGCCCUGCAGCAGGCGGGCGCUCAGCAGCUCUUGGAAUCAGCGCAAACUGCUUGGGUGUAUCUGAGCGCGACUGUGCCUUCUCUGUGCGGGAAUAAAUAGCAAACAGUCACCGCCCUGAGUCUGUCUUACUGCAUUCAGGGUGGGGCACA